This is a messenger RNA of Exophiala aquamarina CBS 119918, 1350 nucleotides long. RefSeq lists its product as uncharacterized. Gene Ontology annotation, molecular function: FAD binding. The transcript has 2 exons. Bases 1 to 1350 code for a protein of 449 amino acids. The record is from RefSeq and is a predicted model, not a curated record. Lineage: Eukaryota; Fungi; Ascomycota; Eurotiomycetes; Chaetothyriales; Herpotrichiellaceae.
AUGAAUCCGCCUGCAUUCAGAGUCAUUGUCGUGGGUGGAGGCCCGGUCGGUUUGACAGCCGCGCACGCGCUCUCACGGGCAAACCUUGACUUCGUCGUGCUCGAGCGCCGCGCUAAUAUGGUUGAAGAUGCUGGCUCCAAUCUCGUCCUGCUCCCUAUAGGAUUGCGUGUGUUGGGCCAGCUCGGCUUGCUCCCAACCGUCGAGAGCAUUAGUUCACCGAUGAGCCGUUUCAAACGGAUUGAUCACCACGGACGCGAUCUCGGCGACACCCUGUGGUUUACAUAUUUCAAGGAGAACCACGGCGCAUACCCCCGCGUGGUAAGCCGACAUGAUCUGAUGCAGACAUUACACGACGGUCUCCCGUCGGAGGCGCAGGCCAAGCUACUUCCCAACAAGAAAGUGACAGACGUCUCUGCCUGCCCUGACGGUGUUACCGUGACUUGUGCAGACGGCACUUCGUAUACCGGAUCCGUGGUUGUCGGCGCCGACGGCGCCCAUAGCAGAAUGAGGGAUUUGAUGCGGGCGUCGGCCUUGCAGACACCAUCCACUACUGAAGGUGAAGUCAAUGAAGCGAAGCCGUUUGUCACCACUUACCGAGCGAUGUGGGUCCGCUUUCCAACAUUGCCUCCCAUCAAAGCCGGGGAUGCUAACGAAACACACGGCUACGAUUGUACUCUCCAGCUGUUUGCCGGCGAGAAAACCUCGGUUAUUGGCGUGUACGAGCGCAUGGAGAAGCCGACGCGGGACGGAGUGCGGUACAACCAAACGGACGAGGAGGAGUUUGUAGACAGAUGGGGACACCUACCUAUCAUUGAGGGCGGGUUGACAAUUAAGGAUGCUUAUACCAAUCGGACCCAGGCCGGGAUGGUGAAUCUCGAGGAGGGCGUCGUGAAGCAUUGGAGCUGGGACCGUAUCGUUCUCGUCGGCGACGCGGCGCAUAAGUUCACACCAAGCACCGGCGCCGGUUGUAACAAUGGCAUUGUCGACGUUGUCGCACUAGCUAAUGAGCUGUAUCACGCCUUCAAGGCUAUCCGGGCCUCUGAUCCGGAUGCUUCUCCGACCAAGGAACAGAUCUUGGCUGCGUUUGACGGCUACCAACAUGCGCGCUUCGAUACAGUCAAGGCAGGCCUCGCUGGUGCAAGCCAAGCCACUGGAGCGGCUACGUGGUCGGACGCAACUCACAAAUUUGUGGACCGCCAUAUUCUCUCAAAGCAAUCUCUUCAGAAGUUUUUUUCGAAUCGCAGUGCACCGGCGCUAGCUCGCACACCUGUCUUCGAGUAUGUACAGGGUGAGGAGCAGAUGGUUGGGAAGUUUCCAUGGGCUCAUCCCAUCAAGCAGGCGUCGACUUAG